Messenger RNA from Candidula unifasciata, 2106 nucleotides. NCBI's taxonomy places the organism in Eukaryota, Metazoa, Mollusca, Gastropoda, Stylommatophora, Geomitridae. The record is from the annotation of a GenBank genome assembly.
AUGAAAGGCUACAAGACCAAUCAUUUGUUGAUUCCCAUGGGAUGUGACUUUGGUUAUCAAGAUGCCGCCGUCUGGUUCCACAACAUGGAAUCUCUCAUGCAAAUGGUUAACAAGAUGGUAGUGUUAACACUGAAUUAUUAUCAACAAAACUCGUCGGUCAAAUAUAACCUUCUCUACUCUACGCCAUCUUGUUAUACCUACCACGUGAACAAGCAGAAAGUCAAGUUUCCAGUUAAAUUUGACGACUUCCUCCCGUAUGGCAUAGAACCAGGCGCCUACUGGACCGGUUUUUACACCACCAGGGGCGGUCUUAAGAUGCACAUCAAAAGAGCUGGUCAGAUUCUACAGAGCUGCAAGCAACUGUCCAUUUUUACUGCAUUGGAUGACAUGUUUGGUCACGUGAAUCAACUACGAGACGCCAUGGCGGUGAUGCAGCACCAUGACAUAGUCAUGUCUCUGGCAUAUGCAAAUAUAUGGAAACAGAAUGAUGGUGCCGACACACCGGCCUCGCCUCCAACUUGGACCUUCUGUCAUGACCUUAACAUCAGUUCCUGUGAAGUGUCAGAAGGAUCCCAACAGUUUUUGACUGCUCUCUACAAUCCACUGUCAUGGCCUAUCAAUGUACCUGUUCGAUUGCCAGUUAAUGCAGAACGAGUGACCAUUGUCGACGGAGAUGGAAAAAAUGUGGCCGUACAGAUGGUGCCAGUUCCAGAAAGAGUGACUUCAAUUCCAGAAAGGCGGACAGCUCCACCAGCGGAAGCUGUCUUCAGAGCUAACAUUCCACCGAUGUCGGUUGUAUCGUUUUCAGUCAAGCCACAACCAGGUAAUGGACAAGCAAUGCCUACCUUGGAUGCAUCUGGAGACGGAAUCAUUCAAAAUGAGCACCUGUAUCUGAAGUUCGACAUCAAGACUGGGAGAUUGGCUUCCAUGUACAACAAGGUCAGCAAGAUGUUUGUCCAAAUGUCCCAGGACUUUGCCUACUAUGUAGGUGACCAAACCAAGGCAAGGACGUCAGGGGCCUAUCUGUUUGUGCCGCAACCAAACGGGGCCCAGUCGGUGACACAGGAAAAGGUGGAGAUGAAAGUCAUUAAGGGUGAGAUCGUCCAGGAGAUGCACCAGAAGUUCAACCCCUGGGUGUCUCAGGUUGUCAGGCUGUACAAGGGAGCAAAGUAUGCAGAGUUUCAGUGGGUGGUUGGACCCUUGGAUAAUUCUAAGACAACGGAAGUCAUCUCCAGGUUUACAUCGAGCAUGAAGAGCGGAACCAGUUUCCACACAGACUCCAACGGGAGAGAGAUGAUCAUGAGAAUACGAAGAACGAGUGAAGAUAACCCUAAAGUCUACGACCCUAUUUCUGGCAACUACUAUCCGGUAACUUCUAGAAUAUUUAUUCAGGAUGAUGACAAGGAUAUACAGUUGACUGUUCUGCCUGACAGACCCCAAGGAGGAAGCAGCCUGGCAUCGGGAUCUCUGGAACUCAUGGUACACAGACGUGUCACGACUGACGACGACCUUGGUAUAGGACAACCACUGGUGGACAAUGGCGUUGAUGGCAAAGGAAUAAUUUAUACAGGAAAGCACUAUGUUUGUCUAGACAGUAGAGAGAAGUCAACGCUACUGGUCAAACAUCUAGCUCUGCAACUUCACCUGGCUUCUGUCCCAAUGUUCGCUCGUUUGGUCGAUGGUCGCUAUAAUACUCGUGCUCCUACACAGCACAACUUCUUGAAUUCACCACUGCCAAACAAUGUCCAGAUUGUAACACUCGACAGAAUCUCAGAGAACGAGUCGGAUUUCUUCAUCAUCCGACUGGAGCAUGUCUUUGAAGAGAGGGAGGAUCGGAUGCUAUCAAUGCCUGUGGAGGUUAAUCUCGAGAGUUUAUUCAGCCCAUUUAAGAUUGUGCACGUUGAAGAGUCCACACUGGGGGGCAACUUUAGACCCACUGAGAUCCAUCGGCUGACAUGGGAGACAACCAGAGGAGCCACUUCACCCAUGAUUUCAUCGCUUGAUUACAAAGCAGCCUGGGACCCACCGUUUACAAUCAAGCUGCGGCCGAUGGAAAUACGGACCUUUCGAAUACAGAUUGUAUGGCAGGACGGGUCACAUAACUGA